Anoplophora glabripennis (Asian longhorned beetle) is the source of this 840-nucleotide messenger RNA. RefSeq lists its product as uncharacterized. The record is from RefSeq and is a predicted model, not a curated record. The coding region runs from base 1 to 840 and encodes 279 amino acids. Lineage: Eukaryota; Metazoa; Arthropoda; Insecta; Coleoptera; Cerambycidae. The transcript is spliced from 3 exons. Gene Ontology annotation, biological process: sensory perception of taste. Gene Ontology annotation, cellular component: axon; membrane; neuronal cell body.
AUGAAGCUGAAGCUGAAAAGGAACAGUUUGUAUUUUUGUCUGGAGUUUGUAUUUGGGCAUUUGGCUCUAUUUCUCGUGGUCAGUAUUGACCAAUGGAGACAUUAUCUUUUCGAUGUGAGUCGAUUGACCCAAAUAUUGUUUGUAAUCCUAAAAGACUCUCUACUUUAUUACAUUUUCCUAAUAACCAUCAUAAUUUACAACGCACUGCUGCAGCUGAAGAAUCAUUUUAAUUCCGUGAGAACUUUUAUAACGAAUACCGUGGGUCUAGAAGACGAUACAGGUCAGUUCACACUAUAUAGACCGUUGGAAGGAACCAUCACCUUUCCGGCGACAGUAAUAAGCGACAAAACUCUGUUCGGUCUGGUUGAGGCUUCUAAGAUUCUAAGUAUCCUCUUCGAAUGCGUGGACAUCUUCAACCAACUCUUUGGACUUGUCAUAAUGUUCAUCAACAUGUCCACAGUUCUUACCAUAUUGACGUCUUUGAAUACGUUAUUGGUUUCAGGAGAAACCAACCAGUUGACUACAGAAGUUGUACUAGAUUGCAUCUUUGAGGCUCUAUUAUUCUUGGUGUGGAAUUCCUCCAUCUUGUCCGCUUCCGGUCUUCUAAAGGAAGAAUCUUCGGAGAUUGUGAAGAUUUGCUGCAAGUUGCAGCACCUGUUGCCACAGUCUUCGCAAGAAAGGAAGGAGUUGUUGAAUUUAGCUCAUCAAAUCAGGAGAAAGUCGGUAACAGUGUCGGCUUCGGGAUUUUUCGAUGUUGAUUUUAUUCUCAUCCUCGCUGUUUUCACGUAUGUUGGGAAUUAUAUUGUUGUGUUGAUUCAGUUCAGUCAUAUGGACUUUUAA